GGCGGCGGCGGGGCAGACCCGGAGUGCUGAGCCAUGCCUAAAGGAGGAAAGCAAAACCAUCCUCAAGAGGAAUGGAUCGGGGACGGGGAGGAGACUCGCCCCGUGCAAGGGGCUGGAGACAAAGUAGUAAAGAAGGGAAAGAAGGAUAAAAAGACCAAAAAAUCGUUCUUUGAGGAACUGGCUGUGGAGGAGAAACACUCCAGCGAGGAUCGGACAGCAGAGAAAGAAAAGAAGGAACAGCAACAACAACAGCAGCAGCAGCAAAGUAAAAGGCGAGAUAAGAAGAAGGAUCAGAAGAAAAAACUGGCAGCGGAAGAAGAUGAGGAAGAGAACCAGCUAAUUGAGAGACUGAAGAAGCUGUCUAACCAAGCCAGCGAUGAGGAAGAGGAAGAGGAAGUGCCCGUUCCUGUCACCAAAGCAGACAAGAAAAAGAAAAGAGGAGGCUCAGCAUUUGCAGUCCUGGCUCAGAGCGAUGAGGAGGAAGCAGAAGAAGAAACCAAGAAGCCCAAGGAAAAAUCUAAGGCUGGAGCCAAACAAACUGCUCAGUCUGAAGAAGCUACCAAAAAACCAAAAGGGAAGAAAAAUCAGCCAGCCCAGAAUAUGUUUGCUGCUCUAGAGGCAGAGGAGACAGAUGAUGAAGAGGAGGACCUCACUGAGGACAGAGAGACAUCCAAACAGGACAGCCAGUCGACAUCGGAGGAAGAAGAGGAGAAGAAGGAGGACGAUCCCUAUGCACACCUCAGCAAGAAGGAGAAGAAGAAGCUCAAGAAGCAGCUGGAGUACGAGCGACAGGUGGCAACCUUGAAAGCAGCCAACGCGGCUGAGAACGACUUCUCGGUGUCCCAGGCAGAGAUGACCUCGAGGCAAGCCAUGUUGGAAAAUGCCUCAGACAUCAAGCUGGAGAAGUUUAGCAUCUCAGCUCACGGAAAAGAAUUGUUUGUCAACGCAGACUUAUAUAUUGUAGCUGGGCGCCGAUAUGGCCUGGUGGGCCCUAAUGGGAAGGGCAAAACCACUUUGCUGAAACACAUCGCUAACCGGGCCCUGAGCAUCCCUCCCAAUAUUGACGUGCUGCUCUGUGAACAAGAGGUGGUUGCAGAUGAGACUCCAGCUGUGCAAGCUGUGCUGAAGGCUGACACCAAGCGACUGAAGCUGUUGGAGGAAGAGAAACAUCUGCAGGCACAGCUGGAGAAAGGGGAUGACACAGCAGCAGAGCGCCUGGAAAAGAUCUAUGAGGAACUGCGGGCUACGGGAGCAGCAGCAGCAGAGGCCAAAGCACGGAGAAUCCUGGCUGGGUUGGGCUUCAACCCUGAGAUGCAGAAUAGACAAACCAAGAAAUUCUCAGGGGGCUGGCGCAUGAGGGUGUCCUUGGCCAGAGCCUUGUUCAUGGAGCCCACGUUGCUGAUGCUUGAUGAACCUACCAAUCACUUGGAUCUCAAUGCAGUCAUCUGGCUUAAUAACUAUCUCCAAACAUGGAAGAAAACCCUUCUCAUUGUUUCCCAUGACCAGGGAUUCUUGGAUGAUGUGUGCACAGAUAUCAUCCACUUGGACAUGCAGAAGCUUUUCUACUACCGGGGAAACUAUAUGACUUUCAAGAAGAUGUAUCAGCAGAAACAGAAGGAGCUGCUCAAACAGUAUGAGAAGCAAGAGAAGAAGCUCAAAGACCUGAAAGCCGGGGGAAAGUCAACAAAGCAGGCAGAAAAGCAGACCAAGGAGGCCCUGACGCGGAAGCAGCAGAAAUGCCGCAAGAAGAACCAGGACGAAGAGUCCAGCGAGGCCCCCGAGCUCCUGAAACGGCCAAAGGAGUACACCGUGAAGUUCACCUUUCCAGACCCACCACCUCUCGCCCCACCCAUUCUGGGCCUCCAUGGCGUGGACUUCAGUUAUGAAGGGCAGAAGCCCCUUUUCAAAAAUUUGGACUUUGGGAUUGACAUGGAAUCACGAAUCUGUAUCGUGGGCCCCAAUGGGGUGGGGAAAAGUACACUGCUGUUGCUGUUAACUGGGAAGCUGACACCGACCAGAGGAGAAAUGAGGAAAAACCACAGGCUAAAAGUCGGCUUCUUCAACCAGCAAUACGCCGAUCAGCUGAAUAUGCAGGAAACAGCGACGGAAUAUCUUCAGCGCAAUUUCAACCUGCCCUAUCAAGAUGCCCGUAAAUGUCUGGGGCGGUUUGGCCUUGAGAGUCAUGCGCACACCAUCCAGAUUUGCAAGCUGUCUGGGGGACAAAAAGCCCGUGUAGUAUUUGCUGAACUGGCUUGCAGAGAGCCAGAUGUCCUCAUUUUGGAUGAACCAACAAAUAACCUGGACAUUGAAUCCAUUGAUGCCUUGGGAGAUGCCAUCAAUGACUAUAAAGGGGCUGUGAUCAUUGUCAGCCAUGAUGCUCGGCUUAUCACAGAGACCAACUGCCAUCUGUGGGUGGUGGAGGACCAGACAGUCAACCAGAUUGAUGGCGACUUUGAAGACUACAAACGUGAAGUGCUAGAAGCCCUAGGUGAAGUCCUUGUCAACCGACCCAGAGAAUGAGGCUGUAAGAGGUGGAGUCUCCAGAACACGCACAGCCUCUUUCCAUUUUCCUAGUGGAAGCUCCGCCCUCUAAAGAAGCAGGGCUUUAUUUAUGUGACACGGAGGGACAGAUCUGAACACGUGCAAGAAAUUAAAAACUGUCCGUUCUUUAACUUUUCCCCUUCCUCUCCCACCAGCAGGGAAGUGAACUUAUCCAAAGGGUUGAUGAAGGGUGUGGUUGGGUAGGUGUCUCAUAAUGACUUCUUUUUCCCCAAGCAGACAUUUUGGAAGACCACUCUCAUUUUGCAAAUCUCCUCUCUCCUCUCCUUCCACUAUUUUUGGGAAUAGUUGGAACACAGACAUGUAAACUUAUUAAAUUAAAGCGUGACGGUCACUCUU
This is a messenger RNA of Candoia aspera, 2898 nucleotides long. RefSeq names its product ATP binding cassette subfamily F member 1 (gene ABCF1). The record is from RefSeq and is a predicted model, not a curated record. Gene Ontology annotation, molecular function: ATP hydrolysis activity; ATP binding. The transcript has 25 exons. The coding region runs from base 34 to 2520 and encodes 828 amino acids. NCBI's taxonomy places the organism in Eukaryota, Metazoa, Chordata, Lepidosauria, Squamata, Candoiidae.